Penicillium odoratum is the source of this 483-nucleotide messenger RNA. Its product is annotated as EXPERA domain-containing protein. Gene Ontology annotation, cellular component: endoplasmic reticulum. The transcript has 3 exons. NCBI's taxonomy places the organism in Eukaryota, Fungi, Ascomycota, Eurotiomycetes, Eurotiales, Aspergillaceae. The record is from RefSeq and is a predicted model, not a curated record. The coding region runs from base 1 to 483 and encodes 160 amino acids.
AUGUAUCGCAGAGACUAUGUCUACCUCAUCUUCUUCCUCAUUCAUAUCCCUAUCAUCUUUCUAAUCGACACCGUUCCCCUUCAACCAACCUACCUCCGCACCGACCUCUCCCAAUCCCUGCGCAACUUCUACAUUACAACCUACCGUGAUAAGUUUUUCGAAGAACCCACUCCAGUCUGGUUCACCACAUUUAUUUGGAUGGAACUGCUGUACCAUGUUCCCCUGAGUGCCUGGGCUGUUUGGGCAUUACUUCGAGAUCAUCCACUUUUGCCUGUGAAUCUUCUUAUCUUUGGAGUUCAGGCUUGUGUGACGUCUUUGACUUGUUUGGUUGAGGUGUGGAGUUGGGAGGAUCGUUCGACGGAUGAGAAGGUGCAGAUUACGUAUCUGUAUGGGCCUUAUGUUGCUUUGGGUGCUUUGAUGGCCUUGGAUAUGGUUCUCCGCUUACGAGAGAAACUUUCACUCUCCAAGUCUAAACGCGAGUAA